Molecule: messenger RNA, 2714 nt
Organism: Gymnogyps californianus (California condor)
Lineage: Eukaryota; Metazoa; Chordata; Aves; Accipitriformes; Cathartidae
Gene: SKOR2
Product: SKI family transcriptional corepressor 2
Biological process (GO): negative regulation of BMP signaling pathway; negative regulation of transcription by RNA polymerase II
Cellular component (GO): transcription regulator complex; nucleus
Molecular function (GO): RNA polymerase II cis-regulatory region sequence-specific DNA binding; SMAD binding; DNA-binding transcription factor activity, RNA polymerase II-specific
Source: RefSeq, a predicted model, not a curated record
AUGGCGACCAGCCCGCUGCCCGGCCCCACCGACAUCUUGCUGCCGUCGCCGUCCAGCGCGUACCCGCCGGACCCCAUGAACCAGCCGAGGGCCGGCCACGCCGCCAUGAAGCCCAACCAGGUGGGGCAGGUGAUCCUCUACGGCAUCCCCAUCGUCUCCCUGGUCAUCGACGGGCAGGAGCGGUUGUGCCUAGCGCAGAUCUCCAACACCCUCCUCAAAAACUUCAGCUAUAACGAGAUCCACAACCGGCGGGUGGCUCUGGGCAUCACCUGCGUGCAGUGCACGCCGGUGCAGCUGGAGAUCCUGCGGCGGGCCGGGGCCAUGCCUAUCUCCUCCCGCCGCUGCGGUAUGAUCACCAAGCGGGAGGCGGAACGGCUCUGCAAGUCCUUCUUGGGGGAGAACCGGCCCCCCAAACUGCCGGAUAACUUCGCCUUCGACGUGUCCCACGAGUGCGCCUGGGGCUGUCGCGGCAGCUUCAUCCCUGCCCGCUACAACAGCUCCCGGGCCAAGUGCAUCAAGUGCAGCUACUGCAGCAUGUACUUCUCCCCCAACAAGUUCAUCUUCCACUCCCACCGCACCCCCGACGCCAAGUACACCCAGCCCGACGCCGCCAACUUCAACUCCUGGCGCCGUCACCUCAAGCUCACCGACAAAAGCCCCCAGGACGAGCUGGUCUUCGCCUGGGAGGACGUCAAGGCCAUGUUCAACGGCGGCAGCCGCAAGCGGGCCCUGCCGCCCGCCCCUCCCGCCCCCGCCGCCGCCGCCCCCGCCGCCUGCCACCCGCUGGGCUCGGUGAAGGCGGCGGCCGCCGUGGUGGGCGGCGGGUUGCUGAGCCCGCACCUCCUGGCCGCCCCGCCCGAGCUCCACCAGAAGCGGCCGCGCUUCGAGGAGGACGAGGAGCUGCAGGAGGCCGUGGCGGCGGCGCACGGCGGCAAGAGCCCGCGGAGCUACCCGGUCAUCCCGGUGCCCAGCAAGGGCUCCUUCGGCGGCGUGCUCCAGAAGUUCCCCGGCUGCGGGGGGCUCUUCCCGCACCCCUACGGUUUCCCCGCCGCCGCCUUCGGCCUCUGCCACAAGAAGGAGGAGGGCGGCGGCGGCGGGGCCGAUGCCCUCGGCGGGGCGGCGGCACACAAGGCCGGCGGGGGGGCGGCGGCGGGCGGCGGGCUCUCGGGGCUCUUCUGGCCGGGCAGGAAGGACGCCGCCUUCUACCCGCCCUUCUGCAUGUUCUGGCCGCCCCGCACACCGGGCGGGCUGCCGGUACCCACCUACCUGCAGCCGCCGCCGCAGCCCCCUGGCGCCUUGGGCUGCUCGUUGGGCGACGGGGCGGGCCUGCUGCGCCAGGCCUUCCUGGACCUCUCGGAGGCCGGCGGCGAGGCGGCGGCUGCGGGGCUGGGCACGCCGCCCGCCGCCGCCGCCCCCCCGCCCGCUGCCGCCGCCGCCGCCGCCGCGCGGGACCCGCUCUUCGAGUCGCCCCCUGGCGGCGGCGCAGAGCCCGCCUCGCCCGCCGCCUCGGAGGGGGGGACCGGCAGCGGCGGCGGCGGCGGGCGGGUCCCCGCGCACCACCCGCACCUGCUGGAGGCGGCGGCCGGGCGUAAGGCGGGCGGCGGGUACCACCACUCCAGCGCUUUCCGACCGGUGGGCGGCAAGGAGGACUCGGAGAGCCUGGCCAAGCUGCACGGCGGCGGCCCGCCCCGCUCCGCCUCGCCGCCGCCGCCGCUGCAGCUGCUGCUGCCGCCGCCGCCACCGCCCGAGGAGGCGGGCUGCGAGCGGCACCCGCUCCCCCCGCCGCCGCCGCCGCCGCCGCCCCCGCACCGCCUCCUCUCGCCCGGCGGCACCAGCUGCAGCUUCGCCAGCGAGGACAGCAGCGAGGAGGAGGAGGACGAGGAGGAGGAGGAGGACGAGCCCGAGGUGGACGUCGAGGGGCACAAGCCCCCCGAGGAGGAGGACGAGGAGGAGGAGGACGAGGAGGAGGAGGGCGAGGAAGAGCCCCGCGGCGGAGACCCCUUGGCGGCCGGCGGCCGCUUCCCGCCCGCCCGGGGCCUGCCGGAGAAGGGCGGCCGGGAGCGCCCCGCCGCCGGCCCUUUCCCCCGGCCGCCCGCUGAGGAGAAGCCGGGGGAGGGCCAGGCCCCGCCGCAGCCGCCUCCCGGGGUCACCCGGGCGGGCAGCGGCGGCAGCAGCCCGGUGCACCAUCCGUCCCUGGAGGAGCAGCCCUCCUACAAAGAUAAUCAGAAGAGCAAGGAGAGUAAUCAGGUCAUCUUGCCUACGAAAGAGGACACCUUCUCAGAUAAGAACAAGGAGCAUAAUUUUUUCAUCACAGAUUCAGAGCCUGCAGGAGGAGACUUCUGGAGAGAUAUAGCAGGUGAACACACACAAGAAACCAAUUCACCUCAUUCACUGAAGAAGGAUGUAGAAAACAUGGGGAAAGAGGAACUCCAGAAGGUUUUGUUUGAACAGAUCGACUUACGGAGGAGACUAGAACAGGAAUUCCAGGUGUUGAAAGGAAACGCGUCUUUCCCAGUCUUCAAUAAUUUUCAAGAUCAGAUGAAGCGGGAACUAGCAUACAGAGAAGAAAUGGUACAGCAGCUACAAAUUAUUCCCUAUGCAGCAAGCUUGAUCAGGAAAGAAAAGCUCGGUGCACACCUCAGCAAAAGCUAAAGAAGCACAGGAUCUUUUGCAGCUGUUACCUUGUAAGUUAUAACCCACCACUCAGAAACCUG